UAAUGCUAGGAGUUCAAAGCAAGGCAAAUAUGAUGCAGACUAUGUUGAGGAUGACGAUGAUGCAAGAGAAGAGGGACCAGAAAAAACUCUGCCAAAGUCGGCCCUUGCUCAAGUGAAUGACGUGGGAUCUGAAGAUAAGUUUGGAGCGAAGGACUUUCGAACACAAAUGAUGUUAAAACCUGACCAUGCAUCACGCCCUCUGUGGCUGUCUCCUGAUGGUCACAUUUUCCUCGAGUCUUUCUCGCCGGUCUAUAAACAUGCACACGAUUUCUUGAUAGCAAUCUCAGAGCCCGUCUGCCGACCGAUACACAUACACGAGUACCGCCUGACGGCGUAUUCUCUGUACGCUGCGGUGUCGGUUGGUUUGCAAACGAGCGACAUCAUCGAGUAUUUAAAACGUCUGAGUAAGACCAGCAUUCCUGAUGGAAUCGUGGAAUUCAUCAAGUUGUGCACAGUGAGCUACGGCAAGGUGAAACUGCUGCUGAAGCACAACAGAUAUUUCGUCGAGAGCCUUUUCCCAGAAGUGAUACAGAAACUGCUGAAGGAUCCCAUGAUACAACAGUGUCGACACCGGCCGACCGGCGAGGAAAACGAGGAUGAGCUUGUCAUGUCAAAAAUCACUACAAAGUCUGCACUACAGUUGAAGAACAAGUCGCGAGAUGACAUGUCGACAGGAGCUGCUGCUCCAAGCAGCGCAAACAAUGCCGAUGACCAGAAGGAGAAGAAGGAAGGAGAGCAGAUCCCCGAGGACAUCCACGACUUUUACGAGAAGCUGGACAAGGAGGAUGAGGACGACGAGGCUGAGGGAGCGCAGACGGUCGCCUUUGAGAUACAGCAGGAUCAGAUAGAGUGCCUGCAGCGAAGAUGUAUAGAACUAGAAUACCCUCUGCUGGCAGAGUAUGACUUUAGAAACGACACAGUCAAUAAAGAUUUGAACAUUGACUUGAAGCCAACAACAAUACUCCGACCCCACCAGGAGAAGAGCCUGAGAAAGAUGUUUGGAAAUGGGCGUGCGAGGUCAGGGGUCAUUGUGUUACCCUGUGGUGCUGGUAAAACACUGGUGGGAGUUACUGCUGUUUGCACGGUGCGCAAGCGAGCGCUGUGUCUGUGCACUUCGGCCGUCGCCGUGGAGCAGUGGAGGUCGCAGUUCAAGAUGUGGUCGACCGUAGACGACAGCAUGAUAUGCAGGUUUACCGCCGAUGCCAAGGACAAGCCCAUAGAGGUGCACACCAUCCCAGCUAAGAUGUUUAGAAGAGUGCUAACCAUAGUGCAGGCUCACACAAAACUGGGUCUGACUGCCACGCUCGUGCGCGAGGAUGACAAGAUAGCAGACCUCAACUUCCUCAUUGGCCCGAAAUUGUACGAGGCAAAUUGGAUGGAGCUUCAAGACAAGGGCUACAUUGCAAAGGUGCAAUGUGCCGAGGUGUGGUGUCCGAUGACGGCAGAGUUUUACCACGAGUACCUGCACAUGAGGAAUCAGAAGCGAGUGCUCAUCUGUGUGCUGAACCCGCAGAAGUUCCGCGCCUGCCAGUUCCUCAUCCGUUACCACGAGCGACGCAACGACAAGAUCAUCGUCUUCUCCGACAACGUGUUCGCGCUCAAGAACUAUGCGAUCAAACUCAACAAGCCGUAUAUUUAUGGACCAACAACUCAGGGCGAACGAAUGCAAAUUCUGCAGAAUUUCCAGCACAACCCAAAAGUGAACACUAUCUUUGUCUCAAAGGAGGACCUCGCGUUUGCGACGAAGGAGGAGCAGACUCAGAUGCUGCAGAAGGUGCUGGCUGCUUCGGAGACGGACGCCGAGGAGGAGCGCAUGAUGGGAGAAGGCAGAGAGUUCAGUGGCAGUAGGCAGGUGAGAAGCACGGACGUGAUGAGCACUUUCAAAGUUCAGUACCUGCAGCAGAAGGUUUACCAUCUGCUGCACCAGCUGACAACAGCAGCGCCAUCUACAGAGUUCACACAAUAA
Molecule: messenger RNA, 1966 nt
Organism: Priapulus caudatus
Lineage: Eukaryota; Metazoa; Priapulida; Priapulimorpha; Priapulimorphida; Priapulidae
Product: TFIIH basal transcription factor complex helicase XPB subunit-like
Biological process (GO): transcription initiation at RNA polymerase II promoter; nucleotide-excision repair
Cellular component (GO): nucleotide-excision repair factor 3 complex; transcription preinitiation complex; transcription factor TFIIH holo complex
Molecular function (GO): DNA binding; ATP binding; hydrolase activity
Source: RefSeq, a predicted model, not a curated record